Messenger RNA from Oldenlandia corymbosa var. corymbosa, 2663 nucleotides. NCBI's taxonomy places the organism in Eukaryota, Viridiplantae, Streptophyta, Magnoliopsida, Gentianales, Rubiaceae. The record is from the annotation of a GenBank genome assembly.
CAAAGCUUUUUGCUUAAAAUUUAGCAGAACUGAAAAAGGAAUCUCACAUCAUCAUCGUCAUCUCGAGUACCGUACAGAUUUUCGCUUCUUCCUCCAACCAUCCUUCCCUCCCACCGCUUUGUAGCUGUUUUCUACUGUAUUUCUUCCCUUUAUUAAAGGUUAAUUAUAGUACUACUAAAUUAGUUAUAAUAAACUAUCCUUAUCUCACUCGCAAUCUUUUCCCCCAUCUCGUCAGCAGCCAAUUUUCAGCUCUAUCCACUGACAACUAAAAUUCCUACAUACCCGCUGCUCUUCAUUUUAUUAUUUGGGGUUUUUUUUUUUUUUUUUGGUUUUGUUUUGUUUUGGGUUUUCAAUUGUGCCCACCAGAAUAGAACUUAGAAAUUAGGAAAUUGAGCUGUUCAAUUGAUUUGAAACUUUCCGUUUGAAGGAUUUGUGAGGAGGGUUUGGACAAUUUUGGGGGGUCUGAUUGAUGGCUGCGAGUGCGAACCCAUCUGGCGGAGGCCAUCCUAAUGGGACCAACCACAAUACCGGAAAUAAUGGCCAAGAAGGCGCCGGUAAUGGUAAUGGUGUCACCACUAACGGCGUUUCCGUCCCGGAUAAUUCCGUAUUGGGACCUACCAAGGCGGCCCUCCGACACGACCCCGGUAUUUCUGCCCAGUGGACAUCCGAAGAACAGUCCCUUUUGGAAGAUUUACUCAACAAAUAUGCAUCAGAUACAAAUAUUGUCCGGUAUGCAAAAAUUGCCAUGGAAUUGAAAGAUAAAACUGUUCGAGACGUGGCUUUACGGUGUAGAUGGAUGAAUAAAAAGGAAAACGGCAAGCGAAGGAAAGAUGAUCACUCGUCCCGGAAAAGUAAGGAUAAAAAGGAAAAAGUUACAGAUUCUGCGCCGAAGUCUCAUGUUGCAAAUCGUACCAAUGGUCCCCCUUAUGCCCAAUCAGUAAUGUCAAUGGACAGUGACGAUGGCAUCUCGUAUAAAGGUCGGUGGAGAGUUCAAUCAAUUAAACUUCAUUUUUGGAAGUUAAUCACCAGCAGUGAAUUGUCUUUUUGAGUGUUUGAUCUCAUCUGCCUUACCUGUGAUGUUUAUGGUCUGCUCCUCUAUUAGCAUUUGUUUUCUGGUUUAAACAAGGUCUUGUUAGACUAAACUUAUUUCUGUGGUUAAUUCCUUAAAUUCGCGGGGAGAUACGAAAAUUUUUUACUGGUCUUGCCUUUUAUUCACUUACUGCUUCAAUCAAGCAAAUGGUGUGUUGGAUCCAUCUCUUUUCGCUCGUUAUAAUGUCUCUGUCAAUAUUUUGUUGAUAUUUUGCAUGUCUCGGUACCAUGUUCAAAAGGGAGGAGUAUUCGCCUAUUUAUUUGAACUACAGUGAAUAGGCAUGUGGGCUCUGGAUGUUUUACCUAGUAGUCCUGCUUUAGUUUACAACUUUAGUCCAAUCUGAGGGGUUUGCUACUGGGUAUGGAAACAAACUUUUAAUUAUGAUCAAGUAGCAGGAAUUAAAUCUCUUUUUUCCAUUCUAAAAGAGGGGAAAAUUUUUAAAAAUUUUCUUUUACAAUAAGGGACUUCUGUAUUCUGGGAUUAUACAUGUCUUAUAUCGAAUUUUGCUAGCUUUAGUCAUUGAUUUUCUUGUGGGGAUGCACAAUACUUGUGCUUUGCAGCCAUUGGUGGUGCAACUGGACAACUUCUUGAACAAAAUGCUCAGGCCUUGGAUCAAAUUUCAGCAAAUUUUAAUGCUUUCAAGGUAAUUCUAAUACCUUUUGCUCUUUUGGUGUACAUGAUUUUCUCUCCGACUGUAGUUCCAUGUAUCAUCUGUUAACCAGCAGUUUGAUUUGUCCUGUUUCAAAUUAUCAAGAUAUGAUGCUCGUAAGUCGUACCUGCUCUUUUCAGCAUUGCUAUGUUUCACUUUCAUAACCACUAUAUUGUCCAACAGUUUACCUUUUUUAUGACUUAUUGUUGCCAAACAUUGUCCCUGGACUUGAACUGAUAAUAUGAGAUUUCCGUUUCAUUUUGUGCAGAUUCACGAGAACAUAAAUCUCUUCUGCCAAGCCCGAAACAAUAUCCUCAGCAUCAUGAAUGAGUAUGUCACACUUGUCCUCAACUGACUUUUGUAGCAUUGCAUAUAACCAAUACAGUACUUUAAUGAUCACGGAUGGGAGCCUUUAUCGCCAUUUUGUUACUGACAUGAUUUGUAUUGCAGCAUGAAUGACAUGCCAGAGAUAAUGAAACAGAUGCCGCCUCUUCCAGUGAAACUGAAUGAAGAUCUUGCAAAUUCCAUCCUUGGAAGAGUAUCUUUGCCAAAGAAAUCUUGAGAGAUGCUGGCUCCCCCAUAUGUAUGUGGACUUACUAAUUGACUCCACCCCCCAUGUUUGGGAUGCUUGUGAUGGAGAAUCAGAUAGCUAAUAAACCGGCUAAUUAUGUCUAGGUCUCUCUCUCUGCUGUUUAAAGUAGUAGAACUUUUAGCCUCAAAUGGUUUUGUUGUUCUGUUUUCUUCUAUAUCAGCAUUCAGUUGUGUAUACAGAUAGUUGGAUAGGAAGGAUGGCUGAUUAUGUGUAAAUCAAUUCAAUAGAGUAAAAGCUGAGUAAUAUUGUCAGUAGCUUUUUAUGAUGCGCUUCCCUGUUAUUGUAUGUAGCACUUUUAUUAGGUGACGAAUAAAUCUUUUUUUUUUUUUUUU